AUGUCUCUAUGGCUUGUACUUGGCGCAAGCUCCUUUUCAUUACAUAUGAUCUGGAACUCGGUUAUCUUCAAAACCCACCAGCGCAAUGACUAUGUGGGAGUCAUAAUAACCGAGAACUUCACUGAAGGAGCAGAUUGGACUAUUCCGCCAUUCGCCACUUUCAAUGGAGGCCCUCAGGUUACGGUCUAG
Messenger RNA from Penicillium samsonianum, 189 nucleotides. RefSeq lists its product as uncharacterized. The record is from RefSeq and is a predicted model, not a curated record. Lineage: Eukaryota; Fungi; Ascomycota; Eurotiomycetes; Eurotiales; Aspergillaceae. The transcript has a single exon. The coding region runs from base 1 to 189 and encodes 62 amino acids.